AUGGCUUCCUCUGGCGGAAACGUCCUCCGUUACGCUGCCCUCCUCACUGGCGUAGGUUACGGCUUCUAUCACCAAGCCUCCAUAGCAGCCCAAACAAAAAUGGCACAUAUCGACAGGGAGUUUGAGAACCAGGCGAGCCUAAUAUCGAAAGCAAAGGCGGAGUGGGCGAAGAAGACGAUGCCGAAGGAUGUUAAGGAGGGUGCUGUCAUCUCUGAUCCUAACGACCCGAAGUUCGAUCUGGAAGCGUAUCUGACAAUGAGCGAGGCAAAAUGA
Molecule: messenger RNA, 273 nt
Organism: Letharia columbiana
Lineage: Eukaryota; Fungi; Ascomycota; Lecanoromycetes; Lecanorales; Parmeliaceae
Exons: 3
Coding region: 1-273 (90 amino acids)
Biological process (GO): proton motive force-driven ATP synthesis
Molecular function (GO): proton transmembrane transporter activity
Source: RefSeq, a predicted model, not a curated record